AUGUCGGCGACGGGGCCCAUCAGUAACUAUUACGUGGACUCGCUCAUCUCCCACGACAAUGAAGACCUCCUAGCGUCCAGGUUUCCGGCCACCGGGGCUCACCCCGCCGCCGCCAGACCCAGCGGCUUGGUGCCGGACUGUAGCGAUUUUCCGUCCUGUAGCUUCGCGCCCAAGCCGGCCGUGUUCAGCACGUCGUGGGCGCCCGUGCCCUCGCAGUCGUCCGUGGUGUACCACCCGUACGGCCCCCAGCCCCACCUCGGCGCCGACACGCGCUACAUGCGGACUUGGCUCGAGCCGCUGUCCGGCGCCGUCUCCUUCCCCAGCUUCCCGGCCGGCGGCCGCCACUACGCCCUCAAGCCGGACGCCUACCCCGGGCGCCGCGCCGACUGCGGCCCGGGCGACGGCCGCAGCUACCCGGACUACAUGUACGGCUCGCCCGGGGAGCUGCGCGACCGCGCCCCGCAGACCCUGCCCUCGCCCGAGGCGGACGCGCUCGCCGGCAGCAAGCACAAAGAGGAGAAGGCCGACCUGGACCCCAGCAACCCCGUGGCCAACUGGAUCCACGCCCGCUCCACGAGGAAGAAGCGCUGCCCCUACACCAAGUACCAGACGCUGGAACUGGAGAAGGAGUUUCUCUUCAAUAUGUAUUUAACCAGGGACCGUCGGUACGAGGUGGCCCGGGUUCUCAACCUCACCGAGCGGCAGGUCAAAAUCUGGUUUCAAAACCGGAGGAUGAAGAUGAAAAAGAUGAAUAAAGAGAAAACCGACAAGGAGCAAUCCUAAACCCUGCCCGGCCUGCUGCCUCGGCACAGCCAAGGGAAAAACAAAAAAACCCACAAAAAAACCCAGCCCAGGCGGGAGAGAGCAAGAAAAAGGAAAGGAAAGAGCAAGAUAGAGAAAAGCCAAUCAGCUUAAAAAGAAAAAAAAAAAGGAAAGGGAAAAGGAAAACUCUUGCGAUUUGGGAGGGUUCAGUGUUGAAAAAUUGGUGUUUUAGAGUUAGUUCUACCCAGCGAGGAUCAGGAGGCGGGGAGAGAAGCCGCAUUCUCUUCUUCUGCGCAACUGAAAUAAAUGACACACACAAUGUGAUUUUUUUUCUCCUUUCUUCAGAGAAGCCAGUACUUGAAUCGCUAUAUUUCUAUUUUUUUUCCUGUAUCAUAUUUGGUCCGGGCCAUCUCUCCCCAGGCCUGGGGUGCUCUGCGUGCAGAUUUUGUACAAAAAAAAAGAUACACAUACAUACACAAUAACGAGUCCCAGCCCAGGAGCUGAGGGGCGAGGGCCGGGGAUGGUGCCGCAGGCUGGGUCCAGCGCACAGGCCGGUGCCUCGGGCAUGUACAUAGCAGUGUUUCCUAUCAUCCCCAGCGUCCGUCCUGUAACGUGCUUCUGUUUGUUAUGGUAGAACAGCUCUGUGU
Eptesicus fuscus (big brown bat) is the source of this 1409-nucleotide messenger RNA. It is a transcript of the gene HOXC9, whose product is annotated as homeobox C9. The coding region runs from base 1 to 783 and encodes 260 amino acids. The transcript has 2 exons. Gene Ontology annotation, biological process: proximal/distal pattern formation; embryonic skeletal system morphogenesis; DNA-templated transcription. Lineage: Eukaryota; Metazoa; Chordata; Mammalia; Chiroptera; Vespertilionidae. Gene Ontology annotation, cellular component: nucleus. The record is from RefSeq and is a predicted model, not a curated record. Gene Ontology annotation, molecular function: RNA polymerase II cis-regulatory region sequence-specific DNA binding; DNA-binding transcription factor activity, RNA polymerase II-specific.